Molecule: messenger RNA, 1809 nt
Organism: Fonsecaea multimorphosa CBS 102226
Lineage: Eukaryota; Fungi; Ascomycota; Eurotiomycetes; Chaetothyriales; Herpotrichiellaceae
Exons: 2
Coding region: 1-1809 (602 amino acids)
Biological process (GO): transmembrane transport
Molecular function (GO): transmembrane transporter activity
Source: RefSeq, a predicted model, not a curated record
AUGGAUGUAUCAGCCGUGCUUGCUGAGGAGACAAAAGAGGGACCUCCCACUCAACAGACACAAGCAUCUCAAACAUCAUCGUCUUCCGCCUCCAUCACUUCGGAAAAGGCGGACCUCGAAAACAACAACAAUGGCACCUCCGCUUCAACCGAGUUCACCAUUUCAACCCAAUUCAUUCUGGCCUUUGUUGCUCUGGCAGUAUUAACGCUCAUGGUGGCGCUUGAUGGCACUUCAAUCAGUGUUGCCCUCCCGAUCAUCGCCAAAAAGCUGCACGGAACAGCCAUCGAAGCCUUCUGGGCUGGCACAUCCUUCCUCCUCGCCUCGACCGUCUUCCAACCCAAUUUUGCGUCGUUCAGUCAUAUCUUUGGAAGAAUGCCGGUGAUCAUGGUCUCGAUUGCAUUGUUCUUCAUAGGAGUCAUGAUGGCGGCCUUGUCGAAUGAUUUCGGGCUAUUACUCGCGGGGAGGGCGGUCCAAGGUAUUGGUGGAGGUGGUGUCAUGGCCAUGACCGAAAUCGUCGUCACAGACCUUGUCCCUCUCCGUUACAGAGGUCAGUGGGCCGGAAUCAUCGCAGGCAUGUGGUCCAUUGGCUCUGUCUCCGGUCCCAUCAUUGGCGGCGCCUUUGCCCAAGUACAAUGGCGGUGGAUUUUCUGGCUCAACCUCCCCUUCAUUGGCAUUGGCUCCGUCAUGAUUCCGCUGUUCCUCCGCCUCAACGUCGUACCCCAGAGCAUUGCCGCGAAACUGCGGCGCGUGGAUUGGGUCGGCACGGUCAUCUUCGUGGGCAGCAUGACGAGUUUCCUAAUCCCCUUGACGUGGGGUGGCGUCAUGUACAGCUGGUCGUCGUGGCGGACGCUGGUGCCGUUGCUCGUCGGUGCUGCGGGUCUGAUGGGCUUCUGCUUUUACGAGAGGUACCUCGCUCCCGAGCCCUUGCUGAGACUGUCGGUGUUCGGCAACCACACCGCCAACAUUGCCUAUGUCACCACAACCCUCCACGGCAUGGUCCUCUGGUGUAUCUUGUACUACCAGCCACUGUACUUUGAAGCCGUCAAGGGCUACACACCCGUGGUUUCUGGAGUUGCACUCUUUCCCGAGACCUUCACGGUGGCGCCCAUGGCGGUAGUGACGGGUCUGCUGAUCACCAAAUUCGCGGCGUACCGCUGGGCCAUCUGGGGGGGCUGGGGCAUCGCGACGCUGGGCCUAGGCCUGUUAACGAUCCUCGACGUCGGCACGACCAUCCCACAAUGGAUCUUCAUCAACCUAGUAUCCGGAAUCGGACUAGGCAUCCUCUUCCCCGGUCUCCAAUUCCAAGUCCAAGCAGCCAGCUCCAACAAGGACAUGGCCUUCGCGGUCUCCAUUUUCGUCUUCUUCCGCUCCUUCGGCCAAGCUUUGGGGGUCGCCAUCGGCGGCGUCAUCUUCCAGAACCAAAUGCUCUCCAACCUGCAGAAAUACCCGGCCUACGCGAGCCAAGCGUCGGAACUCGCAAAAGACGCCGCCGCCUUGGUGGAAAUCAUCAAAAACACCCCCGCCGGCCAGGGGAAGCUGGAUCUUCGCACCGCGUACACAGACUCCCUGCGCACCGUGUACAUCGUGCUCACCGCGCUGGCGGGCUUCUCCCUCGUUGCGAGCUUGUUCAUCAAGGCGUACGAUCUCAACGUCGGUCUCGAGACGGAGCAGGGCCUGAUUGUGAGCGUCAAGAAGGUCAGCAGUGGCGCCAAAGCUCAAGGCGACGAGGAGAUGGCGGUCCCGGUCGACCACCGAGGUGGGGAGCAAGAAGUCAAGGCUGAAGGUGAAGAUGUGCGGACAUCGACUUGA